AUGCAGCUCACUUUGCUCACCACAUUGGCAUCGCUGGCCACAAGCACGCUCGCAGCACCUGCUGCCCUCAUCUCACGGCAAGGAAUCACGAACCCUCGCCUUGCACAGUUCAGAGUGUUUUCAGCGACAGGUUGCUUCGAUUUGAACCAGGGCUUCUACACCAUCGAUACAGACCAGUCAAACGUAUGCUACAACCUACAGCAGGACGCCGCCAACGUGUCACCACUCGGAUAUGUUUCCAUUCAGCUACAAGCUAUUACGGCGAACUCGACAGCUUCCAACUGCAAACUGUUGCUAUACUCGGAUGAUGCAUGCGAGAAAGACCGGACAGAAGCUCCUUUGAACGUCUGCGAAGAUGCGCCAGUGACCCAAGAUGGUGACAGCAACCCGAACUGGAACUCGUACUACUACCAGUGCAAUACGUCCCAAACGACAAGGACCACAUACCCAAUUGCUUAG
Messenger RNA from Truncatella angustata, 459 nucleotides. RefSeq lists its product as uncharacterized. The transcript has 2 exons. Lineage: Eukaryota; Fungi; Ascomycota; Sordariomycetes; Amphisphaeriales; Sporocadaceae. The record is from RefSeq and is a predicted model, not a curated record. Bases 1 to 459 code for a protein of 152 amino acids.